Messenger RNA from Drosophila ficusphila, 2600 nucleotides. Its product is annotated as O-acyltransferase like protein-like. The transcript has 9 exons. Gene Ontology annotation, molecular function: acyltransferase activity, transferring groups other than amino-acyl groups. The coding region runs from base 10 to 2340 and encodes 776 amino acids. The record is from RefSeq and is a predicted model, not a curated record. NCBI's taxonomy places the organism in Eukaryota, Metazoa, Arthropoda, Insecta, Diptera, Drosophilidae.
CUGGGCAGCAUGGCCAGACCAUCAGUGAUUAUUUGGCUAAGCAUUGUGGCUUUGGGCAGCGUUAAUGGCAACAUUGACAACAUGUUCGCUGUGCCCGACAAGCCAGUUCCCAUCGACGACUUGGCUGGGAACUACUUCUUAACCGUCUCCAAGCUGAGAUCCUUGGCAGUGGAGUUCUUCGAUCACUACUCCAACUUCACCCUGGCGGAUCUCUAUCCGAAUGAUCACGAGACGCGAUUGCCUUCGGCUGAGGAUGUCAGGUGCCUGGUGGACCUGGCGCUCCUUUCCAAGGACCUCGCAUCCUUCAAGCUCUGGGCACUGAAGAUGAUUGAUUCGUGGGGUCUCUUGCCCUCGGGACUGCUGGUGGGAAACUUCUGGGACCUGGGAAACUUUGAAGAGUGCCUCGGAAUAGAUCACGCAGUGACCACGGGUUACAGUGUCCGGGGAAAGUACUGCUUCUCCAAGUUCGCCCCAGUUUCGAGCUUGUCCUCGCUGGCGACCAUCAAGACCGCCGUCUGCUUUCCCGCCUCCUGCUCCGCCACCCACAUGGACUCCAUGCUGAGGACCCUCUUCCAGAGGAUCCUCGGCCUGGAGAUCAGUGCCGAUGUGCAGAUAGUGGAUGAAGCCACUUGCCAGACAGCGGAGAAGACUCCGUACGACGGACUCACCAUUUUCACCAUAGUUAGCCUGUCCACUUUGGCUGCUCUAGUGGGUCUUUGCACGUUAAUUGACUACCUAACUUGCCAGGAUGAGAAACCCCUGAAUCCAGUGGCAAAAGCUUUUUCGGCCCGUGCAAACUCGAGGGUUCUGUUCCGCCUUGCGAGUCCCAAAUCGAAUCCCAAUGUGAUCGACUGCCUCCAUGGGAUCCGCUGUCUCUCCUUCAUCUACGUGGUCUUCUGCCACGAUUACCUCGUCUUCGCCAAAUCACCCAUCAUAAAUAUGGCCUACGUUUUGACGUGGUUUGAUGGCAUCUUCAAUCAGUUUGUGAGACACGGAAUCUAUGCCGUGGAUACGUUUUUCUUUCUCAGUGGCUUGCUGCUGGUGGUAAUUGCCUUGCGGUCAAUGGAGAAGACCAAGGGAAAACUGAACAUUCCCUUGAUGUACUUGCAUCGUUAUUUGCGACUCACUCCGGUCUUGGCCUUUGCCAUUCUGAUCUACCUGAAGAUCCUGCCACUCGUGGGAAAGGGUCCUCUCAUGGACUCGGCGUCCUUUGACGACUACUCGUCCUGUGCGGACACCUGGUACUGGACACUCUUGUAUGUCCAGAACUACGCCACCAGUCGCAUGUGCCUAAGUCACUCGUGGUACUUGGCCGUCGACAUGCAGCUGUAUAUAUUUGCGCCCUUCCUCCUGAUUUGCCUGUAUAAAUGGGGAAAGAAGGCGGCAGCCGGGAUAUUCAUCCUGAUGCUGCUCUUGGCCAGCUGUCUAUUCAGCACGAUGGUUAUUAAGAACGUUUCAUUCUCGCAAGGUGAGAAAUCGCAGAGAAUACUCUACUAUGCAACAAAUAACAGGGCGUCGCCCUACUUGGUUGGCAUCCUGUUCGGAUACUUCCUGCACAUAAAUCGCGGCAGGGAGUUCAAGCUGAACUGGUUCUCCGUUCUCCUGGGCUGGCUGACCAGCUUGGCCCUGAUCUUCACCUGCGUGUUCGCCGUCUUUGGGCAGAACUCGCUGCCCAUUGUGGAGGAGGCCUUCUACGUGACCCUCACCCGAAUCGCGUGGCCCCUGGCUCUCUGUUGGGUGGUGUUCGCCUGCAUGCAGGGCUACGGAGGUCCUGCCGCAGGACUCCUCUCCUCUCCCCUGUGGCAGCCCCUGUCCAAGCUGUCCUACUCCGCCUACGUACUCCACAUGUUCAUCGAGACCCUCAACGCAGGAAUCGCCCAGACAAGCAUCUACUUCAGCGACUACCAAGUGAUGCUGAGAUUCUGGGCUGAUUUCGGCUUCACUAUGCUGUUGUCCUUCUUGAUGCACAUCCUGGUCGAAGCUCCUUUUGCCGGCUUGGAAAGUCUUUUGCUGCCAACAAAGCGGCCAACCCCCAAAAUUGUGGAGGCUAAAAUGGUUGAUGACAAAGUUGAAGAACUGAAACCAACAGCACCUGAGGAAACUCACGUUGAAGAAUCUCCAGUUGGAAAGUCUCAAGUUGGUGAAUCUCCAGUUGGAGAACCUUCCGUUGGGGAAUCUCUUGUUGGGGAAUCUCCAGUCGGGAAAUCUCUAGUUGGAGAAUCUCCAGUUGGGGAAUCUCCAGUUGGGGAAUCUCCAGUUGGGGCAUCUCUUGUUGGGGAAUCUCUUGUUGGGGAAUCUCCAGUCGGGAAAUCUUCAGUUGGAGAAUCUCCAGUUGGGUAAUCUCCAGUUGGGGAAUCUCCAGUCGGGAAAUCUCUAGUUGGAGAAUCUCCAGUUGGGGAAUAUCCAGUUGGGUAAUCUCCAGUUGGGGAAUCUUCAGUUGAGAAAUCUCCAAUUGAAGAGCUUGAAAAACACACAUCCUCUGAAAAAGUGGUGGAAAUUCACACUCAAAAUAAUAAUGUUUAAAUGCAUGUCCACAUGCCACUACUAAAAAAAAACUUUUUUUUUGUAUGUAUAGUAAACUGAAUAAUAAAAUAUGACUG